AUGUAUUAUUCAGCAUUUGAUGGGUAUUGUGGAAUAACAACAAGAGAAAGUAUAUUAUCAGAUAAAUAUCAAAGUAUAUUUGAUAUUAAAUCAGGGAUGAUAAUUGAAGGAACAAUUAAAGAAGUUAAUGAAAAAGGAAUUAUUGUUAAAAUAGGAGAAAAAAUCUAUGGAUUUUGUGAUAAAAUUAAUAGUGGAGAUAUUCCUAUUGAAGAUUUACAAAGUGUAUUUAAAAAAGAACAAAAAAGUAAAUUUAGAGUAUUAACAGUAAAUAAUAGAAAUAAUAGUAUUUAUUUAACACAUAAAAGAACAUUAAUGAAAGCAACAACACUCUUUUUGAGCAGAAAUAGAACAUUCACUAGACUAAUAACUUUCAACAGUCAUAAUACAAUAAUUUCUGAAUUAUUUAAUUACCAAUAUUUUUUAGUUGAUACUUCAGAUAGGCUUAGUCAAUAUAAUAUAUGUAUAAAUGAAAAAGAGUUAUAUAAUAUUGCUUUAAAAUGA
Messenger RNA from Entamoeba histolytica HM-1:IMSS, 501 nucleotides. RefSeq lists its product as uncharacterized. The record is from RefSeq and is a predicted model, not a curated record. Gene Ontology annotation, cellular component: nucleolus; small-subunit processome. The coding region runs from base 1 to 501 and encodes 166 amino acids. Gene Ontology annotation, biological process: rRNA processing. NCBI's taxonomy places the organism in Eukaryota, Evosea, Mastigamoebida, Endamoebidae. The transcript has a single exon. Gene Ontology annotation, molecular function: RNA binding.